CAUUCCUGCGCCAAUACGAGUUCAUGUCCAUUUCCUUUCAAGUUUGAUAGCAGCGAUCCUCGAGGAGGUGGGAAGGUACGAGCAGGAGCAUGGGGUUGGAGAUGAACGACGACACAAAGACCACAACCGACGCCUCGACGCGUGUACCCAGGAAUUCCUCAAAACCGAAAACUCAAGAAGCUUCUCAAUCUUCGUGGUUCUCGCUCCCGCAGCCCCUCAAGCGAAUAUUCGACCGCUUCCCCCUGAUCGUCUACCCUGCAAAUGUGCUCCCGCAAAGAGCACCGAGACGCCGGAAUGAAAACAUUCUCUACAUUUUCCAAUCCGAGGAACCACCCAGUCGAGAUGCGCCCUCCUUUAAUCCGUCCUGUCUGAAGUGGCAAGCAUAUCUCAAGUUCCAUGGCAUCCCUCUACGCACGAGGCCGUCGAACAAUCAUGCCUCUCCCACUGGCUCGCUGCCUUUCCUCCUGCCAGCGUCUCAAGAAAACCAGCGACCACCGUCUCCCGUGCCUGCCAAUCGUCUAGCAAGAUGGGUCAUAUCGCAAGGAGGCAAAGAGGAGGCUGUACACAUGCGGCAAGAUGCAUACACGGCGCUCAUCGAUCACAACAUUCGAAGUGCCUGGCUAUACUAUUUGUAUUUGGAUGACCAGAACUUCCACGCCGUGGCAUGGCCAAUGUACGUUGCGUCUGCAUCCUCUUCAUGGGCCGUGCAGACGGAGCUUGCACGCCAACUUCGCAACGCUGCUCGAGACGAACUGCUGAAGACGAGUACUUUGAUCGACCAACAAGCACUGUACGAUAAAGCGGAUGAAGCAUUCCAAGCACUCUCGACUCUCUUGGGGGAACAGAAAUUUUUCUUUGGUCAGACAACUCCCGGGCUCUUUGACGCAAGUUUAUUUGCAUAUACCCAGAUCAUCCUAGAUGAUGACCUCGAUUGGCGCACGCCGGUGUUGAAGACGGCUUUGCAAAAGUAUGAGAAUCUUGUACAACAUCGAGCUCGAUUGGUUCGUGGCUUCUUCUCCGGCCGGACACCAAGUGUUCACUCCAUGGAUGAGUGAGAGUUACAUAUCAGCUCUUUUUGCAAAAGAUUCCUCCAAACCAGACCUUCACUCCCAACCAUUUCGCAGAUCUUUCACCGAGACGAGGCACUAGAGACUGGUCUACGGAUCUCUCCUUCAUGUUGCCUCCGACGGUCUCGAAGCCAUUUUUUGCUGCCUCGGCCUCGACUUCAGCAACAGUGUGAGCAUAACUUGUGGGUCGAAUCUUUUCUCCGGUAUCAGGAUCUACAAAUCCAGCCUGACUGAUACCACCCAUCUCCGAGUGCAUGUUGGUCAACAAUAAAUAGCCACCUGGUUUGAGCAUUUUUGCCACGUGCUUGAAGAAGACCUCGACAGGGAUAUGUUCGAGAACUAGCGUCGAUACAAUGGCAUCGGCAUUCAACGCCAUUUCAGACGCCGAAUCCUGCUCAAUCAUGUCAAACACCCCGAGACUCAACUUGCCUUUGGCAGCACUGUCCUCUAGCCGCCGCUUAGCUACCUCAAGCAUACCAGGGCUCACAUCAAGUCCGACUACAGUGGCACCAUCGACCUCGAGUAACGCAGCUGUAUUCCGACCGGUCCCGCAUCCUAGGUCAACCAGUUUCCACGGGCGAGAUAGGCAUGAUGCUUCAAGGAGACUGAGUAAGCGUGGUAUGAGAGUUUUCAUUUCAAUUGUGUCCAGAGCUUGCAGGAAAUUCCCGUCUGUGUCGUACACUGCGGCCCAAAGAUCGUAAGCUUGAGAUGUCGAGAGGUAGCGGACUGUUGGGUCUGUUGACUGAGGUAUCGCUUUGGCCGUCAUAUCGACGGUUUUGUACAGUUGAGCUUUGUAUAGUAGAUAGGCUGGGGUCUGGAUAGAGAUUGCCGCAGAGGUGGAAAUCGCCUUUCAAUGUGUAGAAAUAUACUGUGUACGCAGUAAUUGUAUACCUGGGAUUUCG
Exophiala oligosperma is the source of this 1969-nucleotide messenger RNA. RefSeq lists its product as uncharacterized. Gene Ontology annotation, cellular component: SAM complex. The record is from RefSeq and is a predicted model, not a curated record. Bases 90 to 1055 code for a protein of 321 amino acids. The transcript has a single exon. Gene Ontology annotation, biological process: mitochondrion organization. NCBI's taxonomy places the organism in Eukaryota, Fungi, Ascomycota, Eurotiomycetes, Chaetothyriales, Herpotrichiellaceae.